Molecule: messenger RNA, 849 nt
Organism: Cylindrotheca closterium
Lineage: Eukaryota; Bacillariophyta; Bacillariophyceae; Bacillariales; Bacillariaceae
Source: the annotation of a GenBank genome assembly
AUGUGCAGCAGGAACUACUUCCAAGCGAGGGAAGGAGAGACACUGAAGGAAAGCGCUGCCGCAGAUGCGAUAUUGGAGGAAGAAUCGAAGGAUAGUUUCUUCACUUUCCCGCAGCAUCAAACUAGUUCCGGACAGCACAUUUCACAAAUCGCUGAAUCAUCUUCUCGAUGGCCAGUGCUGCGAGAAGAGACACCUGCGGGUAAUGAAUGCGUGGAAACGAUAGCCAGCCCGAACCGUCCACCUAGACUGCCUGAAACUAUUGAAUUCCGAACGUCCCCUCAGAAUAAGAAAGCAGGAGGCAGAGGACGAAAACGGUGCCUGAAAAAGGCUUCAGCUCAACGCCAGCAAUACGAGAAGUAUCGAAUGGGAGGAGACAAAGCCCGAAUAAAAUCACCGGCUCAAGAAAAAGCCAAGGAUUUGCUCCUGGAGAGUCUCUUCAUGAUGAUGUAUAUUAGACGAUCCACAACUACAAUUCCAAUUACCAUUUCAAUGCUGCGAACCACCAACCACCCAAUGCUUCUGACAAUGACAUCCUAUCCAUUUCGAGUUUUGUAUUCCAAUCUUGCGUAUCAGAAUACAACCGGUGGCGACGACAUGGUUGGAAGAACACUAUUCGAAUGCUUUGAAUCGAACGAAGAAAUUAUGAAGCCGUCACUCUCUCUUUAUCCCGCCUUUCUGAAACUAUUAUUGGACGGGGGUCGCCCAUGUUCCAUCCACCUGAGGGAGCAUCAGGCGGGUCGCAUCACCACGAUGAAAGACUGUACCAUCAAAGCAGAAAAUGUGUACGCAAUGGGAGAGCAAGUCGAGAAACUUCAUUACUAUGUGAUUCAUUUCGAUGGGGUAAUCUAG